GACAAACAGUAGUAUCGGAUUGUUUCUUAAUAUUACACGCAGUUACGUGAGAAAUUCUCUAACAAUGACAUUAAAUGUGGCAGAAGCGGAAAAUGUGGAUAAUGUGCCUAAAAAAGGGAAGACUUAUGUCCAAGUGCUGGUGGCUAUUGUAGCGAAUACCACAAUCCUCACAUAUGGGUUUCAAGCGGGAUGGGUGUCACCGAUGACAAAAGUUUUACAAUCAGAGAACUCCCCUUCUGGUUAUCCGUUGUCAGAUUAUGAAAUAUCAUGGAUAGCCAGUGCCAUCUGCUUAGCAGCCAUGUUUGGUGUCUCUUUAUUCACAUACAUCGUCGACAAAUAUGGAAGAAGAGUUGCAGUUCUACUGAUAGCUGCGUUUCAAGCGCUUUCAUGGAUAUUAAAACUAUCUUCAGCACAUAUAGUAGUUUUAAUCACAGCCAGACUCCUUGCUGGACUCGGUGCCGGAGGUUGUUACAACGUAGUACCAAUGUACGUCAGGGAAAUAAGCCAGGAUGACAUAAGAGGGGUGCUCGGAUCCUUCAUAAUACUCUUCCAAAAUAUUGGUACUAUGGCAAUGUUUGCGAUGGGAGCGUACUUGAGUUACUACACUAUAUUAUGGAUCAUCGUUUGGGUGCCCGUGUUAACUAUGAUACUGAUGGUAAAAGCACCUGAGUCACCAGCCUUUUUAGUGAAAAGGGGGAAAAAUGAUGAAGCUGCCAAAACAAUAGCGUUUCUAAGACGAUUAGAUGUCAAUGACAAAAGAAUACAGAAAGAAAUUGACUUCAUGAAAAAUGAAGAACUCACUUAUAACUCACUGCCGAAGAUUUCUUUCAAAAGUAUAUAUCAAAACAAAGCAUGGUUGCGUGGAUGCAUGCUAAACAUAAUAUUGAUGACAAUAAGAUCGAAUAGCGGCAACCUGGCCGUGCUGAACUACGCACCGACAAUUAUGAAGUCAGCCGGAGUAACGUGGAACCCAGAGCUACAGACGUUGAGUUUCCCCGCAGUUAUGAUCCUUGCCUCGUUUAUCUCAAUGAGUUGUGUGGAAAAGUUCGGUCGGAAGCCUCUCAUCAUCAUAUCGUUUGGAGUAGCAGUCGUGUCGCAUAUAAUCCUGGCUACGACAAUGCUGGUUCAGCACCAAGGAAGUUCUACACCAGGGUGGUUGCCAGUGAUAGCAAUCGUAACAUUUUUUGCCGUCUACGCUGGCGGGAUUUCUCCAAUGCCGUACAUCAUUAUGACCGAGAUGUUUAAUUUUCAAAUACGAGCAAAGGUUAUGGGUGGUCUCGUCACACAUGCGUGGUUCAUGUCUUUCGUCGAGCUUCUCUCCUUUACCGCCAUAGCGGACUUUUUGGGAACAUACUCUGUGGUCUACAUCUAUGCUGGACUAAACCUCGUUGGAGUUAUCGUCAGUGUUAUAUUCUUGCCAGAAACUAAAGGAAAGACUUCAGAACAAAUUGAAAAUGAUCUAGUGAAGAAAAAGUGAUUUCGGUUUUAUUUAGCUCGCUCCAUUUGCUUUUUAUUUGCGACAAAAGUAAUUAAAAUACCCCCUGACGGCAGAUCGAUCUGAUAUAUUGUACACCCUCUUGGUCUUGAUGACCAUGCAAUGUUAUAAACUAUUUUUUUUCACAAUUACCUCAAUGGAUAUCAAACAAAACGGCUUGACUGGUUGAAUAGAGCUUUAUAUAGCAUUUAUCAUUAAAAAUAUUCUUUUGGUAUUACUUGUUUCGAUGUUAUUUAAAUGUUGGCACAUCCUCUCUGCGUAUUGUGAAUAAUAAUUUAAGUGUUAGACUUUAAGUUCAUGUUUUAAGAAGAUAGCUGUGUCUCCUUUUGACUCAUUUGUGAUACCUACCUAAAUACUUAAUGUCAUUGAAUAUGAAUUCAAGUGUGGCAGAGCCACGCUUGCCGCAUGAAUGGUUCGGCUCGUCCGGAGUGAUACCACGGCCUCACAAAAGACCGUCGUGGAGGCCCAAUUACCCCCCCCCCCCUUCCCCAA
This is a messenger RNA of Spodoptera litura, 1987 nucleotides long. Its product is annotated as facilitated trehalose transporter Tret1-like. Gene Ontology annotation, cellular component: membrane. The record is from RefSeq and is a predicted model, not a curated record. NCBI's taxonomy places the organism in Eukaryota, Metazoa, Arthropoda, Insecta, Lepidoptera, Noctuidae. Gene Ontology annotation, biological process: transmembrane transport. Gene Ontology annotation, molecular function: transmembrane transporter activity.